Molecule: messenger RNA, 1672 nt
Organism: Aspergillus nidulans FGSC A4
Lineage: Eukaryota; Fungi; Ascomycota; Eurotiomycetes; Eurotiales; Aspergillaceae
Product: phosphatase PAP2 family protein
Exons: 5
Coding region: 108-1418 (436 amino acids)
Biological process (GO): phospholipid metabolic process
Cellular component (GO): membrane
Source: RefSeq, a predicted model, not a curated record
UUUUGAAUUCCCUUCUCUUUCUACACGUGCACAGUUUCCUGACUCGAUUAUCGUCAGGAACCCUGCUCGACAAUCUCAUCCCGUACAAAUCGGCGGCGCCGCGCUAGAUGGACAGUCUCCCCUCUAAGCUCCCAUUCUCGAAGCGCCGACUCCGACCGCGAGUCGUCAUUUCAUAUAUCAUCGACUAUGUGAUCCUUAUCGCGCUCGUCAUUUGCUUUUGGAUACUCGAUCGAAUCGAACCAUACCACCAACGUUUCUCAUUAAACAACAUCUCCCUCCAAUACCCGUACGCGGUCCAUGAACGGAUAUCGAUCUACGAGGCCGUCGCCUGUUCCGGAGGAGGACCGCUCAUCAUAAUCGCCAUCUGGACCCUUUUCAUUGACGGGUUAUUCUCGCAUAACAAACCGAUCAAAGCGGGAGGGAAGAGGAAGUUUACCGGACCAUACAGAUGGAAGGAUAGACUGUGGGAGCUCAACUGUGGGUUUCUCGGCCUGAUUCUAUCUCAGGCGUUAUGUUUUGUGAUCACCCAAGCUCUCAAGAACGCUUGCGGCAAGCCCAGACCGGAUAUCAUUGAUCGGUGUCAGCCCAGACCGGGUAGCGCGGAUCCAAAGCCGUACGGUCUGUCGGAUAUAAGCAUAUGUACUGGGGAUCCGCAUCUGUUGAAGGAUGGGUUCCGAUCGUGGCCUUCAGGUCAUAGCAGCUCUUCCUUUGCGGGCCUAUUCUACCUCUCGCUCUGGCUCGGCGGAAAACUCCACAUCAUGGAUAACAAAGGCGAAGUUUGGAAGAUGUUCAUCGUCAUGUUCCCCUGCCUCGGCGCGACCUUGAUCGCUGUCUCUCGAAUCAUGGAUGCACGGCACCACCCCUUCGACGUGAUCACUGGCUCCCUCCUCGGCAUCCUCUGCGCCACCAUCUCCUACCGCCAAUACUUCCCAUCCCUAGCCGAGCCUUGGAAGAAGGGACGAGCCUACCCAAUUCGAACCUGGGGUACCGAGCCAAGCUACCCAGGCGGAGCCCCCUACGGUUCAACAGACAGCACCGCGGCGCUGACAAAUCCAGAAGAAGAGCGAUUCCGCGAGCAUGGAAACGGAUCUUCUGAGAAUCCGGAACCGAUCCCUCAUCCGGAAGCGUAUCAACCAUCCGUUAAUCCUUUCGCGUCGAACGCGUACCCACGUCACCACGACGGAAACUGGUCCUCAUCUAGCGAGGAAGAUGUUACGAAUGGGUAUGAGAUGCAGCAGGGUUAUACCCGAACUCAUAAUCCCAGUCUAGGCGGCCAGCUCCCGACGUAUGAGCCUGGGAUGGCAUAUCAGUCUCAGACGCAGCCGGUGUCCGGGCCCACGUCGGGAACGGGACCGUUAUACCCUGAGGCUACAAUUGCCCCUGCACCUGGGACACGAGCGCAUAAUGACCAGCUUUAAGAUGAUGGUUCCCGGAUAAUUGUUUCAACGAUACGACUAACGAUUUAGAUUAUUUCUGAGCUAGAUUACUGACUGUUGAAAUGCAUCUUGAGAGAAUCUUCACCGCCUAUACAAUGAAUUGACUUGCUUGGAUGUUGAGUUGGGAUACGACAUGAUAUCAACUUCUGUACUAUUACCGGCUUAGAUUUCUGUCCUCAUUACAUGACCGCAAACAACUGCUGCUGUCAGAUAUGCAUAUCCUAUUAUCUUAUAUC